Molecule: messenger RNA, 936 nt
Organism: Chrysemys picta bellii (western painted turtle)
Lineage: Eukaryota; Metazoa; Chordata; Testudines; Emydidae
Product: olfactory receptor 4E1-like
Biological process (GO): G protein-coupled receptor signaling pathway
Cellular component (GO): plasma membrane
Molecular function (GO): G protein-coupled receptor activity; olfactory receptor activity
Source: RefSeq, a predicted model, not a curated record
AUGGUGGUGUGGAAUGAGAGCAGGGUGAAUGAGUUCAUCCUUUCUGGCCUGAGCACCAAUCACGCCCUGGAGCUGGUCCUGUUCGCCUUCUUCACAGUCAUCUACAUGUUGAUCCUGCUGGGGAACACGCUCAUUGUCUUCACCAUCGCCUAUGACCAAGGCCUGCACACCCCCAUGUACUUUUUCCUCAGCAACCUCUCUUUCAUUGACGUCUGCCACUCCUCCGUGGUGAUGCCCAAGAUGCUGGCUGACUUCCUAGUGGAGAGGAAGACCAUCUCCUUUGGCGAAUGCAUCGCCCAGAUGUUCUUCCUCCACCUCUUCGCCUGCACCGAGAUCUUCCUCCUCACCAUCAUGGCCUACGACCGCUACGCAGCCAUCUGUAACCCCAUGCGCUAUGGCACCAUCAUGAGCCGCGGGUUCUGCCUGAAGCUGGCCGCAGCCAUGUGGCUGGGUGGGCUGGUCCACUCCGUGGCCCUGACUGCGCUGACCCUAAACCUCCCAUACUGUGGCCCCAAUGCCAUUGACAACUUCUUCUGCGACGUCCCGUUGGUCCUCAAGCUGGCCUGCGCUGACACCUAUGUCUUUGAGGUGCUCAUCGUCUCCAACUCAGGUCUCAUCUCCGUGGUCUGCUUCGUGGUGCUGGUGGUCUCCUACGCGGUUAUCCUCGUCUCCCUGAGAAACCACUUCUCCGAGGGGCGGCGCAAGGCGCUCUCCACCUGCGCCGCCCACCUGACGGUGGUGACGCUCUUCCUGGGCCACUGUAUCUUCAUCUACCUCAGGCCAGCUAAGAGCCUGGCCGCAGACAAGGUGGUGUCAGUGUUCUUCACGGCUGUCACUCCACUGCUUAACCCCAUCAUCUACACCCUGAGGAACGAGGACAUGCUGCAGGCACUGCACAAACUGCAGGCGAGGCAGGUCAAUUCCAGAAACAAAUGA